AUGGCUUCAAUGAAAGGCCGAUAUUUAAAGACUAUUUCAAUCAUUUUAAAAUGGGCACAGAUUAAAGAUGGAUUCAUUUCUAAACUCUUGCCUUUUACAAAAGAAAACAACUGGAUAACAAAUAAUGAAAGCAAAAGGCUUGUGCACCAAUGGCGUGCACAAGAACAGGCUAUUUUAAUUGGGACAAAUACAGCUUUGGUUGAUGAUCCGCAACUUACAGUGCGAUUAACCAAAGGGAAUAAUCCUCUAAGAAUUUUGAUUGAUAAAGAUUUAAAAGUUUCAAAAUCAAGUAAUAUAUUUUCUGCGGAUGCUGAAACAAGUGUUUUUACAUCUAGUAAAUCUGUUACUUCGAGCAAUGCUGAUAGUUAUCGGGAUGAGAAGCAUAUAAGUCACUUUCGAAUUGAUUUUUCAAGAGAUAUCGUUCAACAAAUUUUGGAUAUCCUUUAUCAGAAGAAAAUACUUUCCAUUAUUAUUGAAGGAGGAGCUCAAACCUUGCAAAGCUUUAUUGGACAAGGCUUUUGGGAUGAAGCAAGAGUUUUUACAGGUAAUACAUUUUUUGAAAAAGGCAUAAAAGCUCCUGUUAUCAACGGCAAGUUAAUAUCAUCUGAAAAGAUUGUAGACGAUGAAUUAAAAAUUUACAAGAAUGAAACGACUAACAGCCGUUUUGUCUCAUAA
This is a messenger RNA of Didymodactylos carnosus, 675 nucleotides long. NCBI's taxonomy places the organism in Eukaryota, Metazoa, Rotifera, Eurotatoria, Philodinida, Philodinidae. The record is from the annotation of a GenBank genome assembly.